GUCGGAACUAGCGAAUGUAACACACUAGGAAGCUCUCCGACUCUGUGUUCAGUGGGCGAUACGCGUGCGUGGACGCCUCUGGCUGCCGCAGAAUCGCUUCAGGCUACACCCACGCCGUCACCGAGCGCUGCUCCGGUUUGUGGCAAUAACGCGAGCGUGGCUGCUUAGGCUGCACUUGCUACACCCAGCCUCAAACGCCGCCGCAGCGAAGGACGGACAAAAUGGCGCAGCAGUCCUUCGCCGCCCUCCGCCCGACGCUCAGUCAAGCAACGUUAGCCUGUCUACGAGAUGACUUCCACUUUUCAACAAUGACGCCGGUCCAGGCCGCCUCAUUACCUCUCCUCUUGACGCAGAAGGACGUCGUCGCCGAAGCAGUGACCGGAUCGGGCAAGACGAUUGCGUUCGCCGUCGCGGCGGUCGAGGCUACUGCGCGUCUGGAGAGAGGACCUAUUCGUGUUGUCUGCGUUUCUCCAACAAGGGAGCUCGCGGCUCAAACCUCCCGAGUCUUCGCCACGCUGUGCAAAGCGCAUUCACUCAACAGCGAGUUGAUCACGGGCGGUUCAACAGUGGAGGCGCCGGAACGAUGCGAUAUACUAAUAGCGACGCCCGGUAGACUUGAUGACUUACUGUCAAGAGCAAUCCUAGACGUUUCCGGUGUUGAAUUACUCAUUCUAGAUGAGGCUGAUGUCUUGUUAGAGCUGGGGUUUGCCUUACAGAUCGAUCGCAUCAUGAAACGCUUACCUCGACAAAGAAGGACGUGUCUCUUCUCGGCAACGCAAACGCGAGCAGUCCGCGACUUGGCGAGGGCGGGAUUGAGGAACCCCGCUUCUGUCUCGGUCAAGGUCAACUCUGGAUCUGAGACGGGCAAGACGCCCACAGAAUUAGUUUCGCAGCACGUCAUUUGUCGCGCCGAGGACAAGCUACGAUGUGCCCUGGACUUACUCAAAACAGCGAGGAAGUCGUUAGUGUUCUUCGACUCCUGCGCCGCCGUAGACUUUUUUGGAAGGGCUCUCAAAGCCGCGAACGUGGCGGAACGGGGCCUCCCUAUCAUAAACGCGUUGCACGGGAAAAUGGCGCCAAAAAAGAGGAGGGCCGUCUGGGCCCAGUUCCGCGAAUGUACUUCCGAGAGGGUCGCGCUGCUGUGCACGGACGUCGCGGCGCGGGGCCUCGACGUGGACGACGUCGACCUCGUGAUCCAAGUCGACGCGCCGCAAAAACCCGACACUUUUGUCCAUCGCGCGGGGCGGACGGCGCGGGCUGGUCGUAGUGGCAGGGCGGUUUUACUACUAGAGCCCCACGAGGACGCGUACCCGGAGUUGUUGAGACUGCGGGGGGCCGCUACUACGUCUGUAGAAGUUGAGGUGACAGGUGCUGAUGAGUUGAGAACAUCUCUGGAAGAAGCGUGCAUCAAAGAUCGAGCCAUCCUCGAGAAGGGCACGAUCGCCUUCACUAGUCAUGUGCGAGCGUACUUGGAGCACCGGCUGCCGUACAUCUUUCGGUGGGAGAAGCUAGACGUCGGUCAGUGAGUCAGCGUCCGUUCUGAACUUUUCAGUUGCGUCGACGGCGCGCCGCGCCGCCUCGACGCCGUCUUCAUGAUCACGCGAGAGCCGUGGCCGUGUCGCGACGCUGUCGUUCACGCACAGGCUCGACGGCGCGGCUCUACGCUCUGCUGAAGCUGCCGGACAUGCCGGAAUUGCGGAAACGAGCCAAGGCUGCUGGGAAGAGGGGCAAGGACUGGAUGACGGCCUUUGCCUUUGAGCGGCGCGACGUCAAGACCGGUACCAUAAAAUAUGCUGAUCAAAAACGGGAAGCGGCGCGCCUGAAAAGGGUGGCGGCCGAGAAAGUUGUUAGGGAGGAGAAGAAGCUCGCUGCGUCGGCGGCGCCUCCUCCGGUACGUAAGAGGAAAGACGAGCCGCGGAAAAGAAAAGGGCAGCACGACCAGAUCCUCGAGGACUGGAGUGAAUUUGCGGAAGAUGAACGGCGGCACAAGAAAGCGCGCAAGAAGAAAAUUGAGGAGGACGAUCCCGAUCUGUUGGCGCUGGAGGCGCUGGACAAUCCGUCGAAGAAGGCGGCGGCGUCGCACCAGUCCGUCAAAAAUUUACGGGGCCAGAAGAAGACUGCCAAGAAGAAAUCGAAAGCGUUUGCGAAGCUUCGGGGGAAGAAGAAACGGUAAGCCCCUGCCGCGCGCCGUCAAUCGCCCCGCCACGAAGCCCGUCGCCACGCCGCCGGCGAAGACGAUCCGCACUGGAGCAAGCGCCUUGGUAAGUGUGUUGUGUUAUG
Molecule: messenger RNA, 2280 nt
Organism: Pelagomonas calceolata
Lineage: Eukaryota; Pelagophyceae; Pelagomonadales; Pelagomonadaceae
Source: the annotation of a GenBank genome assembly